ACCACGCACCGAGCGGCGGCGCAUGCGUCCUCUGAAAUUGGCUCCGCCCUGUCUCCCCUCUAGAGUUUUCAGUUCCGGCUUCCAAGGGGCAGGUAGAGGUAAGGGACAUGAGGGUUACUGUUGCCGCAGCCAUCUCCCAUGGCCGCGUAUUUCGCCGUCUGGGCCUUGGUCCCGAGUCCCGCAUCCACAUGUUGCGGAACUUGCUCACGGGACUGGUGCGGCACGAACGCAUCGAGGCGUCAUGGGCGCGCGUGGACGAGAUGAGGGGCUACGCCGAGAAGCUCAUCGACUAUGGGAAACUGGGAGACACCAAUGAACGAGCCAUGCGCAUGGCUGACUUCUGGCUCACGGAGAAGGACUUGAUCCCAAAGCUGUUUCAAGUACUGGCUCCUCGGUACCAAGGUCAAAAUGGGGGCUACACAAGAAUGCUGCAGAUCCCAAAUAGGAGCGAGCAGGAUCGAGCCAAGAUGGCAGUGAUUGAGUACAAAGGGAACUGCCUCCCACCCCUUCCUAUUCCUCGGAGAGACAGCAACCUUACACUCCUAAAUCAACUGCUGCAGGGACUGCGGCAGGACCUCAGCCAGAACCAGGAAGCAUGCAUCCACAGAUCCAACACAGCCGGAACACCAGAGAUUUAACUGGAUCUGAAGGCUCUGCAGCCGUUAUCAGUGCCCAAGAUCACAGACCUUUAGAGCUUUUUUAAUCUCUAAGAAGAACUGGAGCUAGAUUUGUAAAAUGGACACUCUUAAUAGGGCUGAGAACCUUCUGAAGAGCACGAUGGCCCUCUCUUUGCACAAUAGAGAAAAUCUCUUAUAUGAGUAAAUUAAAACCAAAAUUUACCAUA
This is a messenger RNA of Otolemur garnettii (small-eared galago), 844 nucleotides long. It is a transcript of the gene MRPL17, whose product is annotated as mitochondrial ribosomal protein L17. Gene Ontology annotation, molecular function: structural constituent of ribosome. The transcript has 3 exons. The record is from RefSeq and is a predicted model, not a curated record. Lineage: Eukaryota; Metazoa; Chordata; Mammalia; Primates; Galagidae. Gene Ontology annotation, cellular component: ribosome; mitochondrial large ribosomal subunit. Bases 108 to 638 code for a protein of 176 amino acids. Gene Ontology annotation, biological process: translation.